This is a messenger RNA of Ruditapes philippinarum (Manila clam), 3712 nucleotides long. Its product is annotated as histone-arginine methyltransferase CARMER-like. Bases 28 to 1800 code for a protein of 590 amino acids. Gene Ontology annotation, molecular function: protein-arginine N-methyltransferase activity. The record is from RefSeq and is a predicted model, not a curated record. Gene Ontology annotation, biological process: peptidyl-arginine methylation. NCBI's taxonomy places the organism in Eukaryota, Metazoa, Mollusca, Bivalvia, Venerida, Veneridae. The transcript is spliced from 13 exons.
CCUCUCUUUCAAAUUGCAAAUUAGAAAAUGGCGACGAAAUUUGACAACGUGAUCGUUGCCGAUCUAAACGAAAAUGGCCAAUAUGAUAAAACAAAGGAAUUCAGUGCUCAAAUUGACAUGUCAAGACAAGGAGACAGCGUUGUUCUGUGCAUUUAUAAAGGGGAAGAGAAGGUGAAAUCGGUAAUAGUUACUAAAGAAGCUGAGUACUGCCGCUUAGGGAAACAAGCUUUUAUUGUCACCUCAGAAGAUCAGGAAAGCACACUAUUCAAAUUUGAUAGCAUACAUAAUGUGAAGUCAUUUCAGUUCAAAUUAAAGGAGUUAAAGCAAGGAUUGUCAUCCAUAUUUACAGACAGGACAGAUGAGGCUUCGGCAGUGCAAUAUUUUCAGUUCUAUGGCUACCUCUCACAGCAGCAGAAUAUGAUGCAAGACUACAUACGAACCUCCACAUACCAGAGAGCAAUGUUGUCAAAUAUAAAUGACUUCUUGGAUAAAGUGGUGCUGGAUGUAGGAGCUGGGUCUGGAAUCUUGUCAUUUUUUGCCUUACAAGCUGGAGCACGAAAAGUUUAUGCCAUAGAAGCCAGUAACAUGGCAGAAUAUUGUGAGCAACUGGUGCGGCACAACAAACUUCAAGAUAAGAUUAUUGUUAUACCAGGAAAGGUUGAGGAGGUUUCUUUACCAGAAAAAGUGGAUACAAUCAUAUCAGAACCUAUGGGCUAUAUGCUCUUCAAUGAACGUAUGCUGGAAAGCUUUUUACAUGCAAAAAAAUGGUUAAAGCCUAAAACAGGUAAAAUGUACCCGACACAAGGAGAUCUGCAUGUUGCACCAUUCACAGAUGAAGCAUUGUAUAUGGAACAAUUUUCUAAAGCAAAUUUCUGGUAUCAGGAGUCAUUUCAUGGCAUAAAUCUCACAAGUUUACGUGAUGCUGCUGUCGAAGAAUACUUUAAACAACCUAUAGUUGACACAUUUGAUAUACGAAUGUGUUUAGCAAAGUCAUUAAAACACACGGUAGACUUUUUAACAGCAGAUGAAACUGAUUUACAUGUGAUAGAAAUUCCAUUGAAUUUUACUAUACACCAAACUGGUCUGGUACACGGACUGGCAUUCUGGUUUGAUGUGGCAUUCCUUGGAACAGUAACACCAGUAUGGUUGUCAACAAGUCCCACAGAAACAUUAACACAUUGGUACCAGGUUCGAUGCUUGGUUCAAACACCAGUCCUAGUGAAGCAGGGACAAAGCCUCACAGGAAAGUGUCUUCUCAGGUGUAAUAAAAGGCAAAGCUACGAUGUUGAUAUUGAGCUGAAUAUCCCGGGAACUACAAGUAUCUCCAAAAACAGUCUCGAUCUCAAGAAUCCAUUCUUCCGCUACACGGGUCAAACGCCAGCAGCACAGCCUGGCACACAAACACAGUCCCCCAGUGAUGCUUACUGGAACACAUUAAUGACAGGUCAGAACUACAAUACUAUUGGUGCUCUUAAUGGCGGUAUGAUGAACGGAGUGAUUGGUGACACAAACACAUUACAGUUACAAGGUCAGAUACAGUUAACGUCUAAUUAUUUACCAAUGUCUGGUGCCCCUAUCAAUCCUGGUAGCAUUCCAAGUGUUCUAAACCUGGCUGUCAACAGCUCUGCCAACCGAACGUCAAUAGGUGGGGGAAUCAGCCCUAUUAACUUCUCAAAUACACAGCCACAGAACGUUAUUACGGGAACGUACAGCCAAUAUCCAAUCAGUAGUCAGUUCAUGAUCGGAGAUUAUGUGACACCAGGAAAUCUUGUACCAUUAAGUGAACAGAACAAGAGCUGAAUUGUUGCUCAUAUAGUGUUCUUAGUGCUUUGAUAAUCUAUGUUGUGCUCAUUAUCCUGUAGUGUAUAAAUAGAUCACAAUUUAGUUCUCAUGGCUUCAUUUUGGUGUUGUGAUUAUUCUCAUCAGAUCAAAGGUCUACAAAAACAUUCUUAAAGAAUGCCUGUAGGUGUUCAGCAGAUCUACUUCAUACUUGACACACUGAGAAGAGACAGUGUAAUCAUCAUUUGUUGUAUAUCAAACACCAAAAAGUGAUUUACAAAGCAGUAGGACUUCUGUCCUAUAUAUUAUAUAUGAUUUUAUGCACUAUGUGCAGGACAAGUUUACAAAAUUAUAUUCUUGGCAUUGACAUUAAACUACAAAUGCUGCCAUAGAAUGUAUAAUGUCAGGAAUAUAUUGAGAGUUUGUCAACUUGAUGUAGGACCAUCUCAAAAGAUAAAAAUACGCACAAUGAAAUAAAAAGUUUGCUCCAUAAACUAAAAGGUGUUACUGUGCUCAAGGUUUAAAGAAUAAAUGUAAGAUAAUGAUAUCAUAUUGACAGCUAGCUUACUUUGUAAUCAUAAAGUAAUCUUCUAAUGAAAUUAUGGAACACUAAUGUACUAUAUUGUAUUAUGUUUUAAUUUUAUUAAAUCAAGCAAAUGUCAUGAUUAAAUUCUCUUAUAAUAUUUACAACUUUACAUGUAAAAUUUGUAUUUUGUGGUUAUAAAAGAUCUUAGGUAAACAAAAAGAAACAAUAAUCUGUUAAUAUUCUUUAUUUUUUUUUUUUUUUUCCCAAAAUUAUGCAAAUUUUGUUUGGAUGGAUAUUACUGACAUGAUCUUAAAAAGUGUAAAUUGGCAUAAAUUGAUACAUGAAACUAUUUUAUUAAGUUUUUUCCCCAUAUUAACCCAUGCCACCAGUGCAGAUCAAGAUCACAGGCACCUCUGUGUCUUCUGAUUUAAUGGUCUUAAGUCUGUUUGCUAUUCAGUCUGGACAUAUUUUAGAUAUUUUUACCUAAAAAUAUGGAGUGGUUUAGACCAUGCUGAAAAAUAGACAAUUUAAGAUACUGUAUGUAGUAGGGGUUAAGAUUUCCAUUAAAUGGUCAUCCAUUCCAUUGCUUUGUAAUUCAAAUCACAAUUAUUUAUGGAAAGUUUUCUCAUUUAACAAUGGUUUGUAAUGUAAAAGAAAAUUUGUAAAUGUGACACUAUUAUGAUUGAAAUGAUUUUUAUCAUAUGAUAAUAUACUUGGGCUAUUUUGAUUGUUUUAUUUGUUCAUUAAUUGUAAUCUUAUUGUAAGAUUUAUACUGUACAAGGAUAGUUCUGAAGUGGAAAAUGGUUAAACAAAUGAUCAGUCAAUCAGCAGUAUUGAUUUAUUUAUUUAGGUCAUAAUUAUAAGAGUUACUAAAAUGAAGUGAACCGGAUUAAAUACUACCAGUACUUGCCAGUUUUCCAUUGAUGCUCAAUUGGAAGAUAAAGAAGGGUUUAUUUCAGGAGUAUGUUUUUGUAGGACUUGUAUCCAUCUGAAAAAAUAUAUGCUUUGUAGGAUUCCACAAGGCCAAAAUAUUCAAGUGUCAUUUGUCCUAGUAAAGUAAGAAAGUGGAAAACCUGUUUUAAAUUGAAGGGGGGGGGCACCUUUACUAUGAUUUUAGUGUCAUAAUUUUACUUGACAUACAGAUUCCAUCUAAAGAAAUAUUAAAGUAUAUGCCUAAUACAGAUAAUCAUUUUUUUAAUGAAUUAAAUGUACAUGUAUAUAAGUGAACUGGAAAAUGUUAGAAAAACAACUUUUUUUUUUUGGGUGAACACCGUUCAAGAAACUGUUGCUGCUGUCCAACAGAGAGAAAAAAUGUUUUGAAUGUCUCAAAUGUAAUGUAACUUUAAUGAUAUAUCUACUUUAAGAAUAAUUGUAAUAUACAUGGAUCAACUAAAACAAUUCAAUUUA